UAUGGGUGGGUACGGGUGGGUUCUAAACCCUCGUGGGUAUGUGGCCAUGGGCUGUGGUUCAGUGGCCAUCUCGUCGUCUUAGAGAGAACACUCUACCCACUCCCUAUCCACCUUUAGAUCGUCCCACACCCGGGUACCCACACUCCUGCAACCAUGAAUGAAGAACUGGACGAGGAGAAGAUGGCCAUGCUUCGCAAGGCCUUCGCCAUGUUUGACAGCGGCAAGACUGGCAAGAUUGAGAAAGAAAAAAUUCGUACCAUUCUGAACACACUUGGUGCUAACUACAUCAAUGAGGAAUUGGAAGCUCUCUUACAGGAUAAUGAUUUGGAAGGUACUGGCAAACUGGAUUUCGACUCAUUCGUGCGUGUGGUUGGGCACUUCCUGGAGGAACAGGACGAGGAGGCCAUGCAGAAGGAGCUGAAGGAGGCCUUUAGGCUGUAUGAUAAGGAAGGUAAUGGAUUCAUCCCGACAGCGGCACUGAAGGAGAUUCUAGGUGCCCUAGACGACAAACUCUCUAGUGCUGAUCUAGACAACAUUGUUGAUGAAAUUGAUGAAGAUGGAUCAGGAACCGUUGACUUUGAUGAAUUCAUGGAGAUGAUGACUGGUGAUUAGUCGGCCCAUCAGGCCAAUCAUAAACCAGCCUUCCUGACUAAUCAGAAGCCAGCCUUCCUGACCAAUCAGAAGCCAGUCUUCCUGACCAAUCAGAAACCAGCCUUCUUGACCUAUCAGAGGUCAGCCUUCCUGGCCAAUCAGAAGCCAGCCUUUCUAACCAAUCAGCUAACAGCUUUUCUGACCAAUCAGAAGCGAGCAUCUGCCUCCAGCAGCAAGUCUUUUUGAUCAAUCAGAAGUCAGCCUUCCUAGCCAAUCAGAAGCCAGCCUUUCUAACCAAUCAGAAGUCAGACUUCCUGACCCAUCAGAAGUCUCCAAGAUUCUGAUCCCAGCCCAUCAUAAGAGGAAUCAGGUCCAAGAUCGGAGACCCUUUCGCUCUAAGAGUCGAAAAUCUGAUUGGUCAGCCCUUUCGAGGGGUCUUUAAGGGGAAUCUUUCAAGGGGUGUUUUAAGGGGUCUUUCAAAGGGUCUUUCAAAGGGUCUUUCAAAGGGUGUUUUAAGGGGUCUUUCAAGGGGAAUCUUUCAAAGGGUGUUUUAAGGGGUCUUUCAGAGGGUCUUUCAAAGGGUCUUUCAAAGGGUGUUUUAAGGGGUCUUUCAAGGGGUCCUUCAAAGGGUCUUUCAAAGGGUCUUUCAAGGGGAAUCUUUCAAGGGGUCUCUUAAGGGGUCUUUCAGGGGGUCUUUCAAGCCCCCCUCGUCCACUGCUUCACAACUAACUGGCUCGUAGCUCCCAUUUUCCUACCCUUAACACUUAACCCUUUAACUCUUAACCCCUUAACCCCUUAACCCUUAAUCCCUUAUCGUUAUCCCCCUUCCCUCACUCCUUUGGAAAACACUAUACACACAUAAGUGAAGAUUUUACAUUUUUCAGUGUAUAUACACUGAGAGGUGUAUGUCUGUCAGUGUAUAUACACAGAGAGGUGUAUGUCUGUCAGUGUAUAUACACUGAGAGGUGUAUGUCUGUCAGUGUAUAUACACUGAGAGGUGUAUGUCUGUCAGUGUAUAUACACAGAGAGGUGUAUGUCUGUCAGUGUAUAUACACUGAGAGGUGUAUGUCUGUCAGUGUAUAUACACUGAGAGGUGUAUGUCUGUCAGUGUAUAUACACUGAGAGGUGUAUGUCUGUCAGUGUAUAUACACUGAGAGGUGUAUGUCUGUCAGUGUAUAUACACUGAGAGGUGUAUGUCUGUCAGUGUAUAUACACUGAGAGGUGUAUGUCUGUCAGUGUAUAUACACUGAGAGGUGUAUGUCUGUCAGUGUAUAUACACUGAGAGGUGUAUGUCUGUCAGUGUAUAUACACUGAGAGGUGUAUGUCUGUCAGUGUAUAUACACUGAGAGGUGUAUGUCUGUCAGUGUAUAUACACUGAGAGGUGUAUGUCUGUCAGUGUAUAUACACUGAGAGGUGUAUGUCUGUCAGUCUAUAUAAACGUUAAUAACCCCGGUGUAGUAGAUAGACUUUAAACCUUGUAAGCCAAUAACUAACACACACACACAGUCACAAUACUCUGGCUACCACAAUUACCAACUAACAGUCAAAAUACCGUAUCUACCACAAUUCACAACUGAGCCACAAUACCCUGGCUACCACAAUUCACAACACUCACACAUUAAGGAGUGGCUACUCUAGACGACGUUUCCCUCGGUCUGGGACUACUAUCAAGCUACAACACAUUUCGGUCUUGGACCAAAAAUCUGCAAAGGCCAAAAUUGAUUUCAGAUGAAAAAAAAAUCGCCUUAAGAUGGAUUUGUGUACAAAAUAUGACCGAAUUUGUAUAAUAAAUAAAGGAAUCAUGA
Messenger RNA from Cherax quadricarinatus, 2396 nucleotides. RefSeq names its product troponin C. Lineage: Eukaryota; Metazoa; Arthropoda; Malacostraca; Decapoda; Parastacidae. Gene Ontology annotation, cellular component: myosin II complex. Gene Ontology annotation, molecular function: calcium ion binding. The record is from RefSeq and is a predicted model, not a curated record.